Messenger RNA from Exophiala xenobiotica, 1515 nucleotides. RefSeq lists its product as uncharacterized. The coding region runs from base 112 to 1455 and encodes 447 amino acids. The record is from RefSeq and is a predicted model, not a curated record. Gene Ontology annotation, molecular function: oxidoreductase activity; FMN binding. NCBI's taxonomy places the organism in Eukaryota, Fungi, Ascomycota, Eurotiomycetes, Chaetothyriales, Herpotrichiellaceae. The transcript is spliced from 2 exons.
CUCGAAUUACAUAUAGAAAUACUGCCAAUAUACUAGUACACCUUAGACUCCCCUCUUGAUAUAGAUUUCUUUGAUAUAGAGGUUACGUUAGAGCACCAUCUUAAAGUCAUCAUGAGCAAACGAUACCACUCAGACAACAAAGAUGCCUCGCCGUUGGGGCAGCCUCUCAAAUUCGAGUUCAGCGGCAAGACAGCGCUGAAUAGGUUUCUCAAGGCAGCAAUGACCGAACGGUUGAGUUCAUGGGAUCCUGAGCAUAAAGAGAAGAGAGGUGUGCCCUCGAAACAGCUCAUCAAUGUGUACAAGCGUUGGGGAGAAGGCGGACUCGGAUUGAUACUCACGGGCAACAUCAUGGUCGACUACCAUCAGUUGGAGGCGCCGGGUAAUCCGAUCAUCCCGCUUGAAGCCCCGUUCGAGGGGGAAAGGUUCGAAGCAUUCAAAGAAAUGGGCAAGCAGGCCAAAGCCCACGGCAGUCUCACAGUCGGACAAGUCAGUCACCCGGGACGACAAGUCGAAGGGCGGAUCAACCCAGACCCGAUCUCUGCCAGCGAUGUUCAGCUCGAGGGUGAGGUCAUGGGCAUGAGAUUUGCGAAACCUCAUGCCGCCUCGCUGGACGAGAUCAAGGACAUCAUCAAUCGCUUCACACAUGCGGCCGAGUACCUGCACCAGGCUGGCUACGACGGCAUUGAAUUACAUGGUGCCCACGGCUACCUACUUGCUCAGUUCCUGUCUCAGACGACGAACAAGCGGACCGAUCAAUACGGGGGUUCCAUUGAAAACCGUGCUCGGAUCAUUCUCGAGAUUGCACAAUCGAUCCGGCAGAAACUUCCUGGUUCGUCAGGCUUCAUUAUCGGCAUCAAGAUCAACUCUGUCGAGUUCCAAGAGGGUGGCUUCUCAACAGAGGAAGCGAAGGAAGUCUGCGCCAUGUUGGAAAGGGCAGAGUUCGACUUCGUAGAACUGAGCGGUGGGACGUACCAAUCGCUCGCUUUUGCACACAAGCGCGAGAGCACCAGGAAACGCGAGGCGUUCUUCUUGGACUUCGCCGACAAGAUCACCCCCGGCCUGAAAAAGACCAAGACGUACGUCACUGGCGGAUUCUUGACCCUCGACGGGAUGGUCAACGCUCUGAAGUCAGUGGAUGGUGUUGGCCUUGCCAGACCGGUCUGUCAAGAGCCACACCUGGCUAAAGAUAUGUUGGAAGGAAAGAUCAGCGGCGCUAUCGAGCAGCAAGUCGACCGAGACAAUUUCGGCCUCACCAAUGUCAUUGCCGGAACCCAAAUUCGACAAGUCGGCAAGGAUCAGGAGCCGAUUGACAUGUCCGUGAAGGAGAACGUGGACCUUUUCAUGAAGGACAUGGGCAAAUGGGGCGAGAAGAUGAGUAGCGGCGAUGCCAGCAAUUACGGGUAUGUCGAUAUUGAGAGCGUGAAGUCGAAGCCUUAUGGCUCGAUUGCUACAUAGGUCGACAGGAAUAACUGCUAGAUAGAAACCGAAUUCAGGAUAUGAAUUUCAGCUUUGCAA